CUCCCGCCUCUGAGUUCCCACCUCCCAGCCGCUUACGUGAGCUCUAGUGAUCUUCUUUCUCCGGCGAAAAACGAUUCAUAGCAAGAUGAAUCGAUUGUAAUUCAUAAAACCUAGUUCGGAGAUAGAAACAUAGAUAUAGAGAGAGAUAGAGAUAAAGAGUUGUUGGGGGUGAGACGAUGGAAAGAUUUCUGAAGGAGAACUUCGAUUUGCCGGCGAAGAAUCCGUCCGAGGAGGUGCAGCGGCGAUGGCGCAACGCUGUCGGUCAGAUCGUCAGGAAUCGGAAGCGGAGGUUCCGCAUGGUUGCGGAUCUUGACAAGCGUUCAGAGGACCAGGCUCGCAGACGCAGCAUCCAGGAAAAGAUUCGAGUUGCUCUAUAUGUGCAGAAAGCUGCUUUGACAUUUAUUGGUGCUGCAAAUAAUAUUGAAUAUCAUCUUCCUGAGGAGGCCAGAAAAGCUGGAUUUUACAUUAACCCUGAUGAAUUGGCCACAAUUGCACGAGAACACAAUUCAAAGACCUUGAAAAUUCACGGAGGAUUAAACGGGAUAUCGAGAAAAUUGUCAGUUUCACUUGAAGAUGGAAUCAAGUCUAGUGAUUUGUCUAUCAGACAGAAUAUUUUUGGAGCCAAUCAAUUUCCAGAGAAGCCUGCUAGAAGUUUCUGGAUGUUUGUAUGGGAUGCGCUACAAGAUUUGACCUUAAUCAUUCUGAUGGUUUGCGCUGUAGUUUCAGUAGGAGUGGGCCUUGCCACCGAAGGGUGGCCAAAAGGGAUGUACGAUGGACUUGGGAUCAUUCUCAGCAUCUUCUUAGUAGUUACCGUUACUGCGGCCAGUGAUUACAAACAAUCAUUGCAGUUCAGAGACCUGGACCAAGAGAAAAAAAAGAUUUUUAUGCAAGUUACUAGAGAUGGCUACAGGCAAAAGGUUUCAAUUUAUGAUUUGGUUGUUGGAGAUGUUGUUCAUCUGUCAAUAGGAGAUCAGGUUCCAGCAGAUGGACUUUACAUAUCUGGUUACUCGCUAUCAAUUGAUGAGUCAAGCUUGUCCGGAGAAACUGAUCCAGUUUAUGCUUCUCAUGAAAAGCCUUUUCUGCUGGCUGGGACUAAAGUUCAAGACGGGUCAGCUAAAAUGCUAGUAACUGCUGUUGGUAUGAGGACUGAAUGGGGAAGACUUAUGGAAACUUUGAGCCAGGGAGGAGACAAUGAAACACCGUUGCAGGUGAAGCUUAAUGGUGUUGCCACUAUCAUUGGAAAGAUAGGUUUGGUGUUUGCCACAUUAACUUUUGUUGUUCUACUAGCCAGGUUUCUGGUUGAUAAGGCAAUUCAUGUUGGCUUGUUAAAAUGGUUCCCAGAUGAUGCCUUAUUAAUAUUGAAUUACUUUGCGAUUUCUGUUACCAUAAUUGUUGUUGCUGUUCCGGAGGGAUUACCUUUGGCCGUGACAUUGAGUCUUGCAUUUGCAAUGAAGAAGCUGAUGAAUGAUAAGGCACUUGUAAGGCACUUAUCAGCAUGUGAGACAAUGGGAUCUGCUGGAUGCAUUUGUACUGACAAGACAGGAACUUUGACUACUAAUCACAUGGUAGUGGAUAAGAUAUGGAUUGGUGAUGCAUCUAAAUCAUUCAGGAGUAAGGAGACCUCGGAGCAUUUAAAGGCUACAUUGUCUGACAAAGUACUUUGCAAUCUUCUGCAGUGCAUAUUCCAAAAUAGUGGCUCAGAAGUGGUGAGAGGAAAAGACGGAAAAAAUACCAUUUUGGGUACUCCAACAGAAACUGCUUUGUUGGAAUUUGGAUUAGAUUUGGAAGGUGUUGUGGAUACUACCCAUCAUCGAGAUUGCACUAGAUUAAAGGUGGAACCCUUUAAUUCGGUUAAGAAGAAGAUGUCUGUUCUAGUGUCACUACCAGAUGGAGGAACUCGAGCUUUCUGUAAAGGCGCAUCUGAAAUUAUCUUGCAGAUGUGUGAUAAGAUCCUUGAUUGUGAUGGAAAUCCCUUACCUUUAUCUGAAAAAGAAACAAAAACUAUCUUGGAUGUCAUUAAUCUCUUUGCCUGUGAUGCUUUAAGAACACUAUGUUUGGCCUACAAGGACAUGGGUGAAGCUUCAGAAGGAGAUGAAAUUUCUACUGAUGGUUAUACACUGAUAGCUGUUUUUGGAAUAAAAGAUCCUGUGCGACCUGGAGUCAGGGAAGCAGUUCAAACUUGUGUAACUGCUGGUAUAAAAGUACGUAUGGUGACCGGAGACAAUAUUAAUACAGCUAAAGCAAUUGCCAAAGAGUGCGGCAUAUUGACAGAUGAUGGUCUGGCAAUAGAAGGACCUGAAUUUCGCAGCAAGAGCCCAGAGGAGAUGAAGGAGUUGAUACCAAAGCUCCAGGUAAUGGCCCGUUCGUUGCCUCUUGACAAGCAUACUUUAGUGACCAAUCUGAGAAGCAUGGGGGAAGUUGUUGCAGUCACUGGGGAUGGAACUAACGAUGCUCCUGCGUUACAUGAGUCAGACAUAGGCCUUGCGAUGGGUAUUGCAGGCACAGAGGUUGCAAAAGAGAAUGCUGAUGUUAUUGUCCUAGACGACAACUUCACUACCAUCAUUAAUGUAGCUAAAUGGGGUCGUGCUGUAUAUAUUAACAUACAAAAGUUUGUGCAGUUCCAGUUGACGGUUAAUGUGGUUGCUCUUAUGAUCAAUUUUGUCUCGGCAUGCAUAACAGGGAAUGCUCCUCUCACUGCUGUGCAGCUACUAUGGGUGAACAUGAUUAUGGAUACGCUUGGUGCCUUGGCAUUAGCCACAGAACCUCCAAAUGAUGACAUGAUGAAGAGACCACCCACUGGACGUGGUGAAAAUUUCAUCACUAAGGCUAUGUGGAGGAAUAUCGCUGGCCAGAGUGUUUAUCAAUUGGUGGUUCUUGGAGUUCUCAUGUUUAAGGGGAAGAGUCUACUCAAAUUAACUGGUUCUGAUUCCGAUGUCAUUCUAAACACUUUCAUAUUCAAUACAUUCGUGUUUUGCCAGCUAUUCAACGAAAUAAACAGCAGAGAGAUGGAGAAAAUCAAUGUCUUCCGAGGAUUUUUUACCAGCUGGAUAUUUUCCGUAGUCCUAAUCUCGACGCUGGUCUUUCAAGUAAUCAUCGUUGAAUUCCUUGGUGCUUUUGCUAACACAGUUCCAUUAAGCUGGCAAUUAUGGCUUCUCAGCGUUCUUAUUGGAUCAGUGAGCUUAAUCAUAGCUGUGAUACUCAAGUUCAUACCAGUUGGUUCAGCGAAACUCCCUUCCCACAGCCACAAUGGUUACCACCCCAUCCCAAAUGACCAUGAACAAGUCUAAAAGGUAUGUACUCAAAAUUCUCAUAACUUUAUAAUAUAAUUUAUAUUA
This is a messenger RNA of Dendrobium catenatum, 3335 nucleotides long. Its product is annotated as probable calcium-transporting ATPase 8, plasma membrane-type. Bases 177 to 3287 code for a protein of 1036 amino acids. Lineage: Eukaryota; Viridiplantae; Streptophyta; Magnoliopsida; Asparagales; Orchidaceae. Gene Ontology annotation, biological process: calcium ion transmembrane transport. The record is from RefSeq and is a predicted model, not a curated record. Gene Ontology annotation, cellular component: membrane; intracellular membrane-bounded organelle. The transcript has 7 exons. Gene Ontology annotation, molecular function: calmodulin binding; ATP hydrolysis activity; ATP binding.